ACCUGAAACUUCAAACGGCACCGUAUUACAGCGUCAUCGCCGCCUUCAUUUUCCUACCACCAAUCCAAUGUUUUCGCAAUAAAACCACAAAACAUCACAGAACUUUCAAAUUCAGUUGGUCUUCUUCAUGUCCCGAUUCUCCUUUCACUGAGUCAAUAAAGAUAAAUUUACAGGUUAUUUCUCCUUUGUUGCUGAGAUGUUGCCCUUUUCUGCAAGUAAUAUCAGCUCUGUGCCUGUUUCUGUGCCAGCGAAGACAAGGGGUCAAUGCAAGGGCCAAAUUAAGCAAGCAGGACAAGGUCCACUUGGACUUGCUACACAAUUACAGCCUAUUGAUAGAAUAAAACCCUUUGUACAUUCAAGUAGAAAGCGAUCUGCUUCUAUUAUAUGUUCUGCUGCUAUGAAUGCAAGAUGCUCUACUUCAGGGCAAACUCAAACUGUUCUCAAGGAGACACCUACAAUUACCAAGGCUCCUGUACGAGAACCAACGAAGACACCUCAACUUGAUGACGGAGGACCUGGGCUCCCACCCCGUGAUGACGGUGAUGGUGGCGGUGGUGGGGGUGGAGGAGGAGGAAACUGGUCAGGUGGAUUCUUCUUCUUUGGCUUUCUUGCUUUUCUAGGGUUCUUAAAAGACAAAGAGAGCGAGGGAGACUACCGGGACAGCAGGAGAAGAUAAAGAAAAAGGAUUUGGAAUCAAUAAAUUUUUUAUGCACUUCAAUUCUUAUAUGUCGUGAGCCGAAAUUUUUUGGGUGGACGGAUAGCUAUUAAGCAUAAGCAUGAGAUAGGACAACUUUUGAUGUCACUUACAUCAAAGCAGGAAAUUGUAACGCUAUGUUGUAUUGUUUCUGUUUCAGUUUUCCAUUACCUCUAAAAGGAUUUGUUUUACUAACCUAUAAUAAAAGCUUUCUGUUAAUUCA
Populus nigra (black poplar) is the source of this 917-nucleotide messenger RNA. Its product is annotated as protein YELLOW LEAF 1, choloroplastic-like. The coding region runs from base 197 to 676 and encodes 159 amino acids. Gene Ontology annotation, cellular component: chloroplast. NCBI's taxonomy places the organism in Eukaryota, Viridiplantae, Streptophyta, Magnoliopsida, Malpighiales, Salicaceae. The transcript is spliced from 5 exons. The record is from RefSeq and is a predicted model, not a curated record. Gene Ontology annotation, biological process: chloroplast organization; thylakoid membrane organization.